CCCAUGGCUUCAAUCCUUCCGUCAUGCCUCUUUCUUCUCAUGUCCAUCAUUCUUUUCUCCUCCUCCGCUCACUCCUCCCCUCAGAAUAUCCAAACUUGUUACCCUUUUCCUCUGCCACUCCAUUUCCCAACCGUCACUGAUACUACAGACAAUCUCUCCAUCUCCGGGAGAAGGCCGCCGCCGCCACCACCACCACCACAUCCACCACUUCAAGAACCGAAGAGGAUGGCGAAACCAAAGCGGAAGCUCAAGAAAGGCACCAUUAUAGCGGUGGCGGUUUCUACUGUGGCGGCUACCCUUCUGCUUUCUCUGGGUCUCCUGUUUUACAUUCGAAGACGCAUUCUUGCAAAACUCAAGGAACAUCGAGUAGAAUCUCAAGAAUUUACAAGAUUCGAUGGAAACCUUAAUGGGUUGAUUGUUGAAGAAGAUGGUCUUGAUGUGAUGUAUUGGAAGAAGGACAAUGAAGAAGAUGAAGAGAUGGGUUUUGCAAGAGAUGGAUCAAUCGUCCCUGAGAUUGUGCAAGAAACUCCUCUGCUCCAUGGAAUUUCUUCAAUGGAAGCUCCUGAUCACUCUCUGUCUAGUUCACGAGUAUUGCCAUUGCCGCCUCCUCCUCCAUCAAUGCCCCUGCCGCCUCCUCCAUCAAUCCCCCCGCCGCCCCCACCAACUGUAGUUGCCAAGACAGGGCCAUCCAAAGAUCAGGCUAGACUGAAGCCAUUACAUUGGGAUAAGAUCAAUACCAAUGUAGAUCAUUCUAUGGUGUGGGACAAGAUUGAGGACGGUUCUUUCAGCUUUAAUGGCAACCGUAUGGAAGAUCUCUUUGGGUAUGUAGCCACAGACAAGAAACUGCCAAUAGAGCAGAGUGGCCUCAACCAUGGCGGACCAAAGCUAAUCUCAAUUCUUGAUUCUCACAGGGCAAGAAACAUUGCGAUAAUUCUUAAAUCUCUGAACAUAACUCGGCAAGAACUUCUCGAUGCUCUCACGGAGGGAUNAGUAGAAAACCCUUUGUUUAAAAAAUAA
Molecule: messenger RNA, 1017 nt
Organism: Cucurbita pepo subsp. pepo (vegetable marrow)
Lineage: Eukaryota; Viridiplantae; Streptophyta; Magnoliopsida; Cucurbitales; Cucurbitaceae
Source: RefSeq, a predicted model, not a curated record